AUGGCGUCCGAAUCCAUAUACAAGCCCCUGGACCCGUCCCGUCAGGAGAUUCGCCUGGAGAUAUUGUCGUUUGACGUCGAGGACAAGUCCUCGGUCAUCAGUUGCAGAAUCCACGUCGUCUCCCUGCUCGACAAGCCCGACUUCGUUGCCCUGUCGUAUGUCUGGGGCAACCCGGCCGACACGGUCGAGAUGCGGGUGGGCGGGGCGCCGUUCAAGGCGACGGGCGAUGUGCAAGAAAAGAACUAUCAGAUUCCGCUCAUGAGGCCCAUCUACUCGGGCGCCAGGCUCGUGGCCGGGUCGCUGGGCCCCGGCGACGAUGAGGCGCGGCUUUUGGACGCCAUCCGCUACCUGUCCGACAGGCCGUACUUCCGGCGAGUGUGGAUCCUCCAGGAGGUGGUGCUGGCGAUCUCGAUCAUCUUCAUGGGCGGCGGGCGGGCGGUGGACUUUGGCAGCCACGAGUUCGCCCUGUUCGACAUCCCGACCCUCCUCCUGGUGGCCAAGCCGCGGUGCGCCUCCUCCCCGGAGCGGUGGCAGGUCGCGCAGCCCGUGCUGCGAAAGUGCUUCUCUAUGAUGUCGCUGUUCGUCAGCCUGAGGCACCCGUCGACCGACGGCUCGGCCGCACGCGAGCAGACGGGCUUCAACUACGACGCGACCAACAAGCACGAUCACGUCUACGGCGCCCUCGGCAUGACGGGCAUCCGCGCGGCCGUCGACUACGCCCGGCCGCUCGGCGAGGUCUACGGCGAGGCCGUCAAGACGGCGCUCGAGGACGGCGUGGCCGCCUACCUGGACCCGCUGGUGUCCUUCGGCGGCGUCGGCCGGCGGCCCGACGUCCCGUCGUGGGCGCCCUGCCCGGAGCCCUUCGACAGCGGCAGGCAGUUCGUCUGGGGCAUGGGGUCCCAGCACGGCAUGUCGGACGCGCUGGACCGGGAGAUGGGCGGGCUCCCCCGCCGCCGCCGCCGCCCGGGAGUGGUGGCGCCCGCGGCCCCUGGCGGCCACGGGAUCCUCGCGCUGCCCGCCAGGGGCGUCCGCGUCCAGGCGGUCGCGAGACGCUACGCCAUCCCCAACUGCAGGGGCGAAGGGUAG
Messenger RNA from Gaeumannomyces tritici R3-111a-1, 1086 nucleotides. RefSeq lists its product as hypothetical. The record is from RefSeq and is a predicted model, not a curated record. The transcript is spliced from 2 exons. Lineage: Eukaryota; Fungi; Ascomycota; Sordariomycetes; Magnaporthales; Magnaporthaceae. Bases 1 to 1086 code for a protein of 361 amino acids.